UCCUUCUCUCUUGUGCUCCAUCAUGUCUAUCUUCCUUGCUUGAAAUUUGAAAAACUAUGCUGCCUGCUGCCUCCAAGCCACUGCAUACAGCUGCAAACAACUCCAAGCCAACCCAUUAAACAAAUCUUUAAUCUCUUCAUGUAUGAUCUCUUUCAAGCCCUCACUUCCUUCCAUUCCGCUUCAAGACAAAAGCACUUCAGCUAACCCUGUAAGUAUUUCAAGAAGAUGAAUAUCCUAUAGAGUCAUCCACACCAACAUUUGGAGGGUUUGCUCUCACUUUUGGGAUAUCAAUGGGUGUACUUUCAGCAAUAGCAAUUGCUAUUCUUGCUUAUUAUUUUUGCACCAGGAAACCAUUACCUGCAGGCCAUUCUAAUCAUGAUGGUUCCUUGUCCAUAGAUGAUCAAGACUCGGUCAUUAUAGAAAUAGGCCUGGAUGAAGCCACUCUCAAUACCUAUCCAAAGCUGCUUUAUUCUGAAGCAAAGGAAAAGCUUGAAAAGGGUGAUGAUUCGGUAGCUGCUUUCUGUUGCUCGAUUUGCUUGGCAGACUAUAAAGAUAGUGACUUGCUGCGGCUGUUGCCUGACUGUGAUCAUCUUUUCCAUGCACAGUGCAUUGAUCCAUGGUUGAAGUUGCAUACUACUUGCCCAAUGUGUCGAAACUCACCUGUACGAAUCCCAAGCAAUGUCACCGAAACAGCUUCCAGGGAACCCCGGAGGGUGUUCUUUGAUCCAUGGUUUGUACAGUUUAUGCACUGAAAGUACUUUGUACUCAAAUUUGUGAUGAUUGUAGAGCUUUUGUUAGCAUCCUUGUAAUUUCACGAAGUUUUGUAGCUAAUUACAGCUCUAUAUUUUAACUGAGAUGAUUUAUAUCUUAAUGUUGUAGAAAACAAAAGCCAUUGUCAACCAGUUACUGCUCUUUGUUCAGUUGAGAUUAGACAAUCACACGAUUGAAAUUUGUGAUUCUGACUAUCUGACAUGCUGUCCUGAAUAUUAUACAUUUAAUUUCCAACCAAUUACUGCCCUUUUU
Messenger RNA from Populus nigra (black poplar), 1023 nucleotides. RefSeq names its product putative RING-H2 finger protein ATL71. Bases 291 to 752 code for a protein of 153 amino acids. The record is from RefSeq and is a predicted model, not a curated record. The transcript has a single exon. NCBI's taxonomy places the organism in Eukaryota, Viridiplantae, Streptophyta, Magnoliopsida, Malpighiales, Salicaceae.